AUGCCCGCCAACAAGGCCGGUCUUCUUUUCGUGAACAAGACGCCCUUGUCAAAGUCCCUCUCCAACAGCAAAGGCGACCUUGAGAGCUCGCGUGAGAUCCACAAACAUGUUCAGAAAUCUCGCGACUACGAAAAGGAAAAGGAAAACCGGAGGAAACUGAAGAGAGCCAGGCUGUUUUCUCUAGGAUGGACUCCUGUUUCCGUCGCUCCCAGGCAAACGCCCGCCUCGGCACCUCUCUCCGUGCAUCCAGAGACACCUUCCAGCAAGGGGACCCAUUCUGUUGCCCUCAGACCCCACGUCAUUCAGAGCCGCGAGGCAGACGCUGAUUGCUGCACUCCAGCUCGGCCCCAGGACGAUGUUCCGAAGCUCUCCCUUGUCAUGCCGAGUUGGGGCUCAUUGGAUCCGUUUGGCCAAUUUAGAGUGCCUAUGAACGUUGAAAAGCAUCGAAUACUCGAGUACUUCGUUCUGAGGUUCUUCCCUGCAGUGACCCGAAGCGAUAUGGUUGCAUUCAUGGGCCAUCCUCGAGCGACCUCAUCCAGUCCUGCUGUGCAACUUAUCCGGCGAGCGUCCACCGACGAACUGCAUGUCCUUGCGCUUUUGGCCGCCGCUAGUGCUCGCAUGAAGUUUGUUGAUCGAUACCAUUUCUCCCGAGCGGAUCUACCCGAGCGGUUGGCAGAUGCAACCCUUCGACUCCUGAGGAGGUAUCUGGCGCAAGGCCGGCCAAUCACACAUGAGUUGGUACAAAGUAUUCUAUACCUAUGGGCAGUCGAGAGCUACCGGAGAAAUUGGGAGGCGGUCUGGACGCACGGAAAAAUGAUUAUGUAUCUCUGCAACCAGCAUCUCGGCGGUUUCCGAAACUUGGAUCCCUAUAUGCGCCGGAUGCUCUGGCUUGCUGAUCGCUUCCAGGCUGCUGCCACACAGACUCCACCUUUGAUCCAAGAGAGGUGGGAGACGGAAGAGCUUACGCCGCAGCAAUAUACUUGUGGAGUGGCAGCCUUGCGCGAGCACGGCAGCCAGCCAAUGGGUUGCGGUUUUACGGAGACAGAUAGCAUCUUCAGCGAGCAUUUUCAAAACCUCCUCGACACUGUUCUGGAGCUUUGUUGCGUCAUACAUUGCCAUUGGGUCGGCGUCAUUGAACAAGUACUCAUUCCAAAACGAGACUGGGCUGUUGCUCGAAGCUAUUUCAUCGCGGAUGAACUAAUCAACUUUAAAGACGGCGACGCUGGGGAUUGCCCCGAAAGCCCAGUUUCUGGGGAUCAAAGUUUUCAGGACUGUGUUCGACUGGCGUUAAUUGUUUGGAUGGCAUUCAUCCCAGCAUGCACUCCGUAUGCUGCGAGUGCGGGACUCGUCACGCUGCGGGCAGCUGUCGAUGCCAAAGCUUUGAGGAACCGGUUGGGACGGAUUAUUUCGAGUCUGCAUGAACAUCCGGCGAGUUUGAAAGAAGAGACGAUGCUUUUUUGGAUUGCUGGCUUGGGUGCUGUCGCAAGCGAACUGGUUGAGAAUCAAGAAUGGUUUGCGGUGCAGUUUCAGAGACUUGCCAAGAAGCUCGGGAUCUUUGCUUGGGAAGACUUUGUGCCGAUACAGGAGAGGUUUUUGCUCCUGGAUUAUCUGAAACCCGGGAGCCUCACAAAAUUGACGUGGCUCUUACAGCGAGCUGUUCAUGCCGAUCUUGGAGACUGA
Messenger RNA from Cladophialophora psammophila CBS 110553, 1680 nucleotides. RefSeq lists its product as uncharacterized. The transcript has a single exon. Lineage: Eukaryota; Fungi; Ascomycota; Eurotiomycetes; Chaetothyriales; Herpotrichiellaceae. The record is from RefSeq and is a predicted model, not a curated record. The coding region runs from base 1 to 1680 and encodes 559 amino acids.